UCAACUUUUCAACGAGAUCAAAACCCCAGUCCCACCCACUACAUAAACUGGUCGUUUGUCUUUCAGCAACACCACCGAACACGAAACUAGGGUUCUUAAAUCCCCGCCAUUUUCAACCAAGAAGCUUCUCUCCAUCUCUCUCUACACUCUCAAUCAACACAUACAUUUUACAUGUAAAUACGCAAACAUUUUGUGUGUAUGUACGCAUAUAUAUCUUCCUUCUUCUCUGAUUUCUGAUCUCGAGCCUUGAAAAUGGCGAAAGUAGAUGAAGACCCACAGACCCCACUGGCUCCAAAGCCGUCUCCAAACCCUAAAGACGAAGCUCGGAUAAUCUCGCAGGCCAGUUCGUCAAACCCUGAUGACAAUGACGCUUCUCCAUCACCCAAGAAUCCUCUGAGCCCUAAAGAGUUCAUAGUCAGUGUAGCAGCGAAGAUCUCUUCUCAGCCUCUUCAGAACUCUGAUCCUGAUGUCUGGGGCGUUCUCACUGCUAUCUCUAACAACGCCCGUAAGAGGCAACAGGGCAUAAAUAUGCUUUUGACUUCUGAUGAGCAUUGCAUUGGCCGCUUAGUAGACGACAUCCGUUUCCUGAUAGAAUCAAAUGCAGUUAGUGGAAAUCACUGCAAAAUUUAUAGGAAGAGGGUUGCAGCUGAAGAUUCAGAGAAUCCGUCCACAUUUUGCUCGACUGUCUUCUUAAAAGAUACUAGCACAAAUGGAACAUUUCUCAACUGGAAGAAAUUGAAGAAGACCAGCCCUGAAGCUGAAGUCCAUCAUGGAGAUAUUAUAUCAUUUGCAGCUUCUCCCCAACAUGAACUUGCAUUUGCAUUUGUAUUUCGAGAAGUUCUCCAGUCCAAUUCCUUGGCUGAUGGUGCAUUUUUGAAGAGAAAAGCUGAGGAGUUUGGCUCUCAAAGCAAGAGACUUAAAGGCAUUGGUAUUGGUGCACCAGAAGGUCCUAUUUCUCUUGACGAUUUUCGAAGCCUUCAACGAUCAAAUACGGAACUGAGGAAACAAUUGGAAAUUCAUGUCCUCACCAUUGAAUCAUUACGAAAUGAAAAUCGUGCGUCUAUUAUUGAAUACUAUGAAUUUGAAAUGAAAGAUUUGAAAGAAUCAGUUUCAAAAUCUUAUCUGAAUCAACUUGAAGAGUUGCAACAUUCAUUGGAGAUCACACAGAAGGAGCUGGUAGAGGUUCAGAGAGUGUCAGCUGAACAAAGGCACGGUAUGGUGGACCUUAAUGAAAGACUUAGUGCAUCACUGCAGUCAUGCACUGAGGCAAAUGAAUUAAUAAACAGCUUAGACUCAAGUAUUAGCGAGUUGGAGACAGGAGAUCAGGAGCGAGAUCAAAGAAGAGAAGAACGAGAAAAGGCUGCAGUAGAUCUAAAGACAUCAAUACAGAGAGUUCAGUCAGAGGCUCAAGAGGAGCUAAAACGACUUUCAGACACUGCCUUAAGACGAGAAAGGGAGCAGCAAGAAGUAAUCAAUAAGCUUCAGGAAUUAGAGAAAGAAAGAUGCUUAUUGGUGGAAAAUUUAAGAUCCAAAUUGGAAGACACUAGGCAGAAAUUGGUUAUCGCUGACAAUAAAGUCCGCCAGCUGGAAGCCCAAUUUUGUGAAGAGCAACUAGCUUCUGCAACUGGAAGAAAAAGAAUUGAAGAACUUGAGCAUGAAGCAAAAAAAUUGAGGAAAGAACUCGAGAGUGAAAAGGCAGCUCGGGAAGAAGCAUGGGCCAAGGUUUCUGCACUUGAAUUUGAGAUAAAUGCUGCAAUGCGGGAUCUUGAUUUUGAGAGACGUAGGUUAAAAGCUGCCAGGGAAAGGAUUAUGCUUAGGGAAAACACGCUUCGCGGCAUUCUAUCCACAAUUUUGUUUGCAAAGCAGCAGGAACAGCUGAAGGCAAUGCAGAAGACACUGGAAGAUGAGGAAAACUAUGAUAACACGUCAGUUGAUAUUGACCUCAACAUCAAUCCUAAUAGUGGAAACGUGAAUGGAACACUAGCCAGAGGAAAUGACGCAUCAGGAUAUCGAAACAAUAGUGCUGUUAGGUUGGGCUCUGGUCCGUCAGCGCAUAUGCGUGGCACAAAUCAAGCCGAGACAUCUAGUGACGAGGCCAGUGUUACUGAGAAGCACGAAUGUGAUAUCAGAAGCCAAGAAGAUGGCCAAAACACCCAAGAGGUGGAAUUCACGAGCGCAGAGCAAUUUGUUAAGGGUGGCUUUGGUUCCGACAUUGACGGUGCUGGUACCACACUUGUUCAUGAGGGAGACACCAUUGGAACUGAGCGAGUCCUCGAAACCGAAAGCGCCGGCAUUGAUGGUGACAGGAAUAUUGAUUUAAGCAAGUGUAUUGUGUUAGCUGGGGACACGAUGCAGAUGGAUGAUGAAACCCAUGAAAAGGAAGCCGCAGAGGGACUUGUGACGAUUUACGGGGAGAUUGAGCGCCACUCCGAGUCAAAUCACCCAUUAGAAAUUCAAAACACUAUGGAAGAUACAGAAGUUGGCGGCACGAUUAGAACGGCCGAUCUUUUGGCUUCGGAAGUUGCCGGAAGCUGGGCUUGCAGCACGGCUCCUUCGGUACAUGGAGAGAACGAGUCUCCGAGAAGUAGAGACAAUGACGAUGAAGGUGUUGCAGCAUUACAUGAUUCGAAUGUUCUGGCUGCUGAGAGUCAAACCCUGGCUUCUAAGGCUUUUGCUGUGAAACGGAAUAGCGAACAUCAAGCGCUGAGCGAGAUGAUUGGGAUUGUCGCUCCUGAUAUGAAGGAGCAGUUUGCUGGCGCUGUGGAUAAUGAAGACUGUGAUCAAGAGGAAAUUAAGAAGGGUUUCGUCUCUAAUUCAGAUACUGAAGAUUGUGCUGACAAUGACGACGAAAAUGGAAUGAAUGUUAUUGGUGAAUCAGGAUCGGAUUCAGAGACAGAGGGUAGUGACCGAGUCUCUGAAAAUGAUAGACCUGAUGAUAAAAUGGAUGAAGAUGAUGAAGCUACUCAAGAGGAUUCUGUUGGAUAGAAGGCAUGCAAGUCGAUGUGUGAAGUUUAGAAGAGGUCAGUCUAUCUUGAAUUUUGUAUAUUUUUCUUGGUUUUAUUUAUUUAUUUUUUUGGGGUGAUGCAAGAACUUUGGUACAAUAGUUGCGGAAGGGGUGGUGAAGAUCAAACCUGCGACGUGGCUCAAGGAAGGCACGCCUUUUACAACUAGGGCAACAAGUGUACUAGGAUCACAGAAGAAUUCUACAAAAUGGGAUAGAGAUGUAAGACAAAGAGGUGGGACCCAUAUCUGUGUUUUGUUCUGUGAAAUUCUUCUGUGCACGUAGCUUCCGCCUAUGGCAAUGUCUUUGGAUUCACUUCAACCAUGUCUUGUUAUCUUUAGAUAUUGGUGUAGAUAAGAUCUUGAUGUUGCUAGUCUUUGGUGCUGUGAAUGAUGUACUUCAUGGGGCUCUCUAUUGAUGUAGAUGCGAAUAAGAAAGAUAAUGAGUAAUAGAAGUCUCUCACAUUUGUGAUCCA
Camellia sinensis is the source of this 3476-nucleotide messenger RNA. NCBI's taxonomy places the organism in Eukaryota, Viridiplantae, Streptophyta, Magnoliopsida, Ericales, Theaceae. The record is from RefSeq and is a predicted model, not a curated record.